AUGGGAACCCUGAGAGACGGCAACUGUUCUCUGGUUAUAUACAACAUCAGACAGGAAGAUGAAGGUCCUUAUCAUUUUAGGAUUGAUUUCAACAACAACAACGAUCGUUUCAGCUUCUUCCCUGUAACACGGCUCCGUGUUUCUGAUUUCACAGAUAAACCCUCAAUAUUCCCUGUUGAAACGGUGGAAGGAAAGACUUGGGGUGACAAACUGACAUAUACUUCUGUUGUGUCCCUGACCCCAGCGCUCAAACAUCACAGGCAAAACCUCACCUGCAGAUUCAGAUACCGAACUGUUUCAUCGGAGCAGACCCUCACACUGACUGUUCAAUAUUCCCCACAGAAUCUCUCAAUCACUUCUUCCGACAAGGUGAACAAAUCCUGGGUCAGUAUAAAGGAAGGGAACUCUACAGCGAUCCUCUGCUCCGUCCAGAGUUUCCCAGCGUCAAACCUGACAUGGAGACAUCUUGGUGUCACAAUGAACAGAACAAGUUCCAACAACGAGCUGUGGUUGGAGUUCCCUCAGGUGACACCGCGCCUCACUGGGGUCUAUCAGUGUGUGGCGGAGAAUAAACAUGGGACAACGGAGAGGUCCGUGACCCUCGCCAUAGAACAGUUUUUCCUGCUGGAUAUUUUCGGGGCGAAGUCCAGACGGGCCGCGGGGAAACCGGUUAUGGACCGUGGGGAGAUCCCGGUCCAGAAUGCGGAAGCGCGGGUAUCCGGCGGCCGUCGGGUGCGUUACCCCAGUUGCUGA
Molecule: messenger RNA, 753 nt
Organism: Amblyraja radiata (thorny skate)
Lineage: Eukaryota; Metazoa; Chordata; Chondrichthyes; Rajiformes; Rajidae
Product: sialic acid-binding Ig-like lectin 10
Exons: 6
Coding region: 1-753 (250 amino acids)
Biological process (GO): cell adhesion
Cellular component (GO): plasma membrane
Molecular function (GO): sialic acid binding
Source: RefSeq, a predicted model, not a curated record